AUGCGACCCGCGCUGUAUUUGCUACUCGCCAUCUUCGUCCUCCUCAGCGCAAGCACUGAUGCCUUCUCGUCAACAACUUCAUCGGACAAGAGGCCACUGUCCCAGCUGAGCCGGGGCAGCAAGCAACUACAUGUAACUCGUGUACACGCUGCCGACAUUAUGGAAAGAAGCAAAAAGACUGCGGUUGUCGAGGGUGAAGACGAACGGGGAAUCUUUGUGCACUUCGAGAUGUUUAUUGCCCAGAUCAAGGCAAAAAUCCACGGGCUCUUAGUCCGAAGGUUCGAGCACCUAGACUCUCGAAAUAUUACACCCGAUAAGCUAGCGAAAGACUACCAGAUUGGAACUAUGGCAGCACUAGCCCGGAGCAAGAGAUUUAUCAAGCUGUACGCGGACUGGUACCGGAAAAGACACCCGUCUUGGGUCCACCCCAAGAUUCCGCCAGACUCUUGCGAUGGACCAACAUGCCUUAACGCGCAGACCCAAACGUACCAACGCUCGCCAUGUCGUUCCCCGCGCACAAAAUUCGCGGUACAGGUGCGCCACUGCCUUCUUCCUCGACUGGCUUCUGCGUGCACGGGGUCGUGA
Phytophthora infestans T30-4 is the source of this 585-nucleotide messenger RNA. RefSeq lists its product as uncharacterized. NCBI's taxonomy places the organism in Eukaryota, Oomycota, Peronosporomycetes, Peronosporales, Peronosporaceae. The transcript has 2 exons. The record is from RefSeq and is a predicted model, not a curated record. The coding region runs from base 1 to 585 and encodes 194 amino acids.